This is a messenger RNA of Saxophila tyrrhenica, 2157 nucleotides long. RefSeq lists its product as uncharacterized. The coding region runs from base 1 to 2157 and encodes 718 amino acids. NCBI's taxonomy places the organism in Eukaryota, Fungi, Ascomycota, Dothideomycetes, Mycosphaerellales, Extremaceae. The record is from RefSeq and is a predicted model, not a curated record. The transcript has 2 exons.
AUGCCGGCUUCCAAAGGAGACGGUUCACGUCAUUCCGUCAAAUACCAAUGCAUUGUCUGCGACGAGUUCAUAAGCUCGAAAGGUCUCUGCAAGCGACACUUGAACGAACAACAUGUCUCGUCAACACAGUACAGAUGCGAAGAAUGUGCUGAGACCUUUUUCGUCAAGACCGCGGCCAAAGAACACGUUCAAGGCUGCGGAAGGGCGGUUUGUUACAUCGUUUGCAAGCAGCAGGACAAGCGGACCUAUGCUUGCGAAUUCACUGGAAACCUUUUCACAUCAAUGUCAACGUACCUGGAGCAUCUUUUGAAACUGAGUGAGAAGGUCGGGAAAGAACGGCCAUCCGGCAACUCACUUCGCAAACUCCAAAGUCUCAUCGACCAACCGUGCCUGAAGCCGUACGUGGAAGAAAUCAGCCAGCGGCUUUACCACUCGCCUUCUGCUUGGCGCAGUCUACAGUGGGAUGGCGUCCAGCUUACCACCAUAAUCGAAGAGCUGGAGCACAUGGUCUGCCGGGAUGGAACCAUACAUUUCUCGGAGUUCCGGCGUCACAGCGUUCAAAGAUAUCUCGAGGAUAUGUUCGGCGACGGGACCUUGCCCCAAAAGCAGCCUCGAUUGUCGCAUGAGACAGUCCAAGGUACAGUAACUGCUCUUGCAAGCCCGAGUCGGGAUCGUCUGCCUGGCGCCCAAGAUCCAGAUUUCGCCAAUCACCUAGGAGUUGAUAGAGACGACUCAAAUGUUGCACUCCCUGUUGUUUACACAAUACUGGACUCUGGUUCUGACCGUAACUCCGACGCCGAAACUGAAUCUAGUCACGCGGAAUCAGUAUUCUCCACUCCCUCGAUUGCAUCCAGUAUCACUAGCACUGGAGCUGCUACUCCUUCCGAUGAGACGAUUCGCGUAUUCGUCAAGUCCUUGUUCUGCACAGAAGAGCUGUCUCCAGUCCACGCAGCUGCUGUCCAGGACUCCGCAAUCGGAAUAGAGAGACAUAAGAGGAACGUUCGACGCAUGAUAUCUAACUAUGGGACUGCUCUCAGACGCGAAAGCGAGACCAAAGCCCAUCGUGUCAUUGCAUCGCUGUUGCGAUCAAGACCAAUCUCUGAGCGGGCUGCUCGCGAGAUACUCGACCAAAGUUGCCCCGUACAAACGAUAAGGACCAUUGCAAAGGACCAUACUCUUUCUACGAAUGAAAGCCCAGCGACGCCUACAUCUGAAGACCACGACCAAGGAUACCAAAGUGACGAGUCCGUAUACUCCGACGACGAAGACGAAUCAGAUACAGGCUUCGAGACUGGAGAAUUACACAAAGUCAAGGACUUUUUGCGCAGAAGUCAAGCUUACUCACAAUUCAAGGCGCAACUCAUCGAUUUCGCUCAUCGACCAUACCAACAGCGCAUAUGGCGUUCACUAUUGACACGUUUUCCGAGCACUGACGGAAUGCUACCUCAGGGCGUGACUAAGGCAAAUGGUGGCGAGAUAUCUUGGGUGCCUACGAGGUUGUUCCAAUUCCUGAAUAGCGAGGAGUUGUCGAUUUUUGACCACUUGAAGGCCGGGGCAGAGGAUAUGAUGGGCGAGACUUGGGAUUGGCGGCCGUUGCAGCCUCGCAAGCACCCGGUGCCACUGGGCUUUGUGCGCAUGAAAUGGCGGACUUUCUCCAAGUUCGCUAUGCGCGGCGCACCUCUAGCUGUCGACUUCCCCCCCGACACCGAGAGCGACUAUGACUUCCACCGGCCGCUCAGGCUCCGACCUCCUUUCGGACCCAUCUGCAAAGACGAAUUCCGCGACCGCUUCUACACGUUCUGCGAGGACUGCUGCCACAGCUGGCAUCGUCAUCAAAUGCUCCGUUGGCCACCCGGUCUCCUGGACGAAGAGGCCGUCAAGUUCUUCCCCAAGCGCAAGAUGGCUUUGGAAAUGGAGGACGGCAAAAGAGAGUACUUCUGGGGAUUGCAGGUACGGGAGCGACGAUCUGGUACCGUGGUCUUCGCAUACAUAUGUUUCUUCAACCUGCCGGGCACUAUAUUCUUCUUUCUCUGGCUUUUUUACUGGGGCCAUGCUUCGGAUCUGCAGAAUGCUUCUGUGCCGCCUCUGGCAUCGCUGUCGAUGACACUAGGCUUUGUUGGGUGGUUGUUUCAGAACCGAGACGCCGUUACAAGAUGA